UCUCUCUCUCUCACUCACUCACUCACUCUCUGGCCGGCCCGCCCGCCCACCCGCCCGCUCUGUCUCUCUUCCACUCUCUCUCAUAUAGAAGGAAAACCAGCAGAGAAUAAAAGGGAAGAAACAAAAGAUGAUUGAUGCGAUUAAGAUAGGGCUGCGACUAUCAGCACUUGCAACUUCAAUAGCAGCUACUUGCAUUAUAUUCACUUCCAACCAAACUGUUGUUAUUUUUGGCAUUCAAAUGGACGCCAAAUACAGCUAUUCUUCUGCUAUCAAGUUUUUUGGAAUCACGACUGCGAUAGCAAGUGUUUGUUCUGUUGUUUCUUUGGUUCUCACCUUCAUUCUUCCGCGAAUUGUGUCAUCUAAAGCCAUCCAUCGUGUUUUCUUUUUCAUGCAUGAUCUGGUGACAAUGUCACUAGUACUAUCCGGAUGCGCGGCAGCAACAGCAAUAGGGUAUGUAUCGAAAUAUGGUUACGAUCAUGCAGGUUGGAUGCCGAUAUGUGACCAUUUCUCUAGUUUCUGCCAUAAGGUCACAGCUGGUGUCGUCCUCGGUUACUUGUCUUUCAUCUUCUUCUUCGUCCUCACCAUUAUCAACGCCAUCAUUACUCCCCAUCACUAGCUUUAUUUAUUUCGAAACUCAAAUCUAAUUAACAAAUUCUUCAAUUCGACUACAAUAACAAUUAAUGCUUAUUGUAGAACCUACUUUUAUUCAUAUAAUAUGUAUACAGGAGGACGAAUAUAUUAUGAUGCGUGAUACAAUUAUACCGGCCGCGGCUUGGUUGUUGUUAUUUGUACGUACGUUAAUGAUCAUUCAUCACUAAUAUGUACGAAUUAAUGUUUGAUUUUCCUUAAAUAAGAUUUGGUUGGUUACUCCCUUAA
This is a messenger RNA of Spinacia oleracea (spinach), 876 nucleotides long. Its product is annotated as CASP-like protein 1F1. The record is from RefSeq and is a predicted model, not a curated record. NCBI's taxonomy places the organism in Eukaryota, Viridiplantae, Streptophyta, Magnoliopsida, Caryophyllales, Amaranthaceae. The transcript has 3 exons. Bases 128 to 616 code for a protein of 162 amino acids.